AUGAACGAUCUCCCCGUAGAUCCCGACAUCAAUGCGUUGGAGGCGAUUUCCAACUCGCCGCCGCGCCGGAAAACCCUCUACUACAGCCAGCAGCUGCGCACCACGACCGGAGGCAACCAGCCCCCCCACCACUCCAACCACCCCCGCAACCACAGCCUCGACGAGAUCGACAUCCUCGCCGCCGCCGCCUCCGACGAUUUCUACCGCUACCCCAUCACCACCGGAAGCUCUGGCGGCGCCACCGACAUGAUGGAUUACGUCGGCACGGCGGAUGGCGCCAACGGCUUCGAUGACUCUCAGCUCCUCCCCAACCAGCCCCUGCCGGAGUUCGUCGGCGGCGCCGGCGGCGCCGGCGUCUACAAGGCCCCCAUUCGAGCCGCGAUGCACCCCAACCGCCCUCCCUGCCUCGAGAUUCGGCCUCACCCUUUGCGGGAAUCUCAGGGGGGAAAAUCGAUAAAGACGAUUGCUAGCACAGACACACAGCUGUGGGCAGGGCAGGAUUCUGGUGUGAGAGUGUGGAAGUAUUCAGACACAUUCGAUCCGGGGACUUUCACGGGGACAGCAGGGCGGAGGCUGCCCAGGGGAGACGAGGAGACAGCCACGUUUCACGAGUCAGCUAGUACGUCUCAAACACUCUCCUUGAUGGUUGAUGAAGGGAGUAAGUUGGUUUGGAGCGGACACAAGGACGGUAAGGUCCGUUCGUGGAAGAUGGAUCAGCAGUUCAGCGAUGGCAACGCCUUCAAGGAAGGCUUCUCUUGGCAAGCACAUAAAACCCCAGUUCUUUCCAUGACAAUAUCUUUUUAUGGCGAUAUAUGGACGGGCACAGAGGGCGGCGUGAUAAGGAUUUGGCCGUGGGAAGCUCUUGAGAAAUCUCUUGGACUAACGCAGGAGGAAAGACGAAUGGCUGCUCUGCUGGUGGAGAGAUCGGCUAUAGACUUGAGAGCGCAAGUCACAGUUAAUGGCGUGUGCAGCAUUUCAUCUUCGGAUGUGAAAUAUCUGUUAUCCGACAAUGUUAGAGCCAAGGUCUGGGCAGCCGGAUCUCAAACGUUUUCACUAUGGAACGCCCGGACAAGGGAGCUUCUGAAAGUAUUCAACAUAGAGGGUCAGAUUGAGAAUCGCGUAGACAUGCCAUCUCAAGAGCAGCCAGUUGAAGACGAGGUGAACGUGAAGUUAGUCUCCAAGGGGAAAAAGGACAAAUCACAGGGCUUCCUGCAGAGGUCGCGCAAUGCGCUGAUAGGCGCUGCUGAUGCUGUUCGUAGAGUAGCAAAGGGGGCGGGAGCGUUAGUGGAAGACAUGAAGAAGAUAGAAGCAAUGAUGAUUGCUCCAGACGGUGUAAUUUGGACGGGUUGCACGAAUGGAGUACUAAUCCUUUGGGACGGGAAUGGGAGCCGUGUGCAGGAUUUCACUCGGCACCCUGCUGCUGUGCAGAGCAUCUGCUCUCAUGGUUCGCGGAUAUGGGUUGGAUACGCAACGGGGCACAUCCAAAUACUAGACCUCGAAGGAAACCUAGUAACCGGUUGGGUUGCGCACAACGAGCCCAUUAUAAAGCUAGUCGUAGGACACGGGCAUCUCUUUAGUUUAGCCACACACGGUGGCAUUCGGGGGUGGAACAUAUCAUCUCCAGGGUCUACGGAUAGCACGUUGCGGAAAGAACUAUCGGAACGAUCGGACAUGUAUACGAGGCGGGACAAAGUGACCAUUAUGGUUGGGACAUGGAAUGUAAGCCAAGGUAGAGCUUCUCAAACGGCCCUCAAGUCGUGGUUGGGAUCUGCAGUCUCCGAUGUUGAUAUUGUCGUUGUCGGGCUGCAAGAAGUGGAGAUGGGCGCGGGUUUUCUUGCUAUGUCUGCAGCAAGAGAGACAGUAGGACUAGAAGGGAGCUCUGUGGGACAAUGGUGGCAAGAUCAUAUCGGCAAGGCUUUGGAUGAGAGAUCCAUCUUUGAACGUGUAGGCUCGAGGCAGUUGGCAGCCUUGCUCAUUGCGAUUUGGGUAAGAAAAACUAUCCGGCCCCAUGUCGGGGACUUGGAUGUUGCUGCUGUUGCAUGCGGUCUUGGCCGUGCAAUAGGAAAUAAGGGAGGUGUAGGAUUGAGGUUGAGAGUGUAUGACCGGCUAAUCUGUUUCGUGAAUUGUCAUUUUGCUGCACAUUUAGAAGCAGUAAACAAACGGAAUGCUGAUUUCGAUCAUAUUUUCCGAACAAUGACUUUCACUCGGUCUACGCCCAACAAUGUUGCUGCCGGUGUUUCAUCGGCUAAUCAAGCGCUCAAAAACUCAAAUCAAACUACAUCUACUAGUCCUGAAGAGGCAAGGCCUGAUCUUGCUGAGGCUGAUAUGAUCGUAUUUAAUGGCGAUUUUAAUUAUCGCCUAUUCGGCAUAAGUUAUGAUGAGACUCGGGACUUGGUCUCUCAGCGAAGCUUUGAUUGGCUUCGCGAGAAAGAUCAGCUACGAGCAGAGAUGAAGGCCGGUAAAGUUUUCCAAGGGAUGCGCGAGGCCAUCGUUAGGUUUCCUCCCACUUACAAGUUUGAGAUAGGAAAACCGGGUUUAGGAGGGUAUGACUCUGGUGAGAAGAAACGAAUCCCGGCAUGGUGCGACAGAGUUCUGUAUCGCGAUAACAAAGCAGGUAUGGCGAAAGAAUGCAGCUUAGAUUGCCCCGUGAUCGCCUACAUAUCACAGUACGACGCCUGUAUGGAUGUGAUUGAGAGUGAUCACAAGCCGGUUCGUUGCAAGCUCUGCCUCGACAUUGCUCAUGUUGAUAAAACAAUUAGGAGACAGGAGUUUGCAAAGAUCCUCACGACCAACGAAGAGAUAAGGUCGAGCAUCGAGGCGCUUCGUUUCGUCCCCGAGACGGUAGUCAGCACGAACAGCAUCGAGCUCCAGAACCAGGACACGUCCAACUUGAAAAUCACCAAUCGAAGUGCUGCAGAGUUCGUGUUUUACAAAAUUGUGUGCGUGAGGCUAUGCACCAUCAAGGAUGACGUAAAAGAGCCCGAGUACCGGCCACGCGGAUCGUUCGGUUUCCCCCGUUGGCUCGAGGUGACACCGGGGGCGGGCCUGAUUCGACCGGACCAAGUGGUGGACGUAUCGGUGCAUCACGAGGAGUUCCAUAAGUUGGAGGAUUUGGUUGAUGGAGUUCCACAAAGCUGGUGGGCUGAAGACACCAGGGACAAGGAGCUGAUCUUGGUGGUGGUGGUGCAAGGGAGUUGCUCGACCGAUGUUAAAACGCACCAUGUCACUGUCCGACACCGCUUCAACGGGAACACGAUUCGGAUAGAUGCCAAAACACAAGAAGACAACUCGCACCACAAAUUCAUCCGACAAACCUCAACUUGA
Salvia splendens (bonfire salvia) is the source of this 3324-nucleotide messenger RNA. RefSeq names its product type I inositol polyphosphate 5-phosphatase 12. The coding region runs from base 1 to 3324 and encodes 1107 amino acids. Gene Ontology annotation, biological process: phosphatidylinositol dephosphorylation. Gene Ontology annotation, molecular function: protein binding; phosphatidylinositol-4,5-bisphosphate 5-phosphatase activity. NCBI's taxonomy places the organism in Eukaryota, Viridiplantae, Streptophyta, Magnoliopsida, Lamiales, Lamiaceae. The record is from RefSeq and is a predicted model, not a curated record. The transcript is spliced from 12 exons.